AUGGCACUGAGAAGUCGUAGGGUGAAGAUAGGGAUCAUUCUCGUCGUAGUGUUGUAUACUAUCUACUUAUUUGUGGUAUCAUUUUCAUUACCAAGAGCAAAUCAUCGAACUGAAUUUAAUUCAAGUAAAUUACAAUUACAACGUGAAUUAGAACAGAAUUCCGAUUGGUCCAAGUUAGGAUUGAACUUCCAACCUAGUAAAAUAUCUCAAUUGCCCACUGAUUCAACUGUAAGACAACAAUUAUCAUAUCAAUUCCCAUAUCAACCUGAAAAACCAUUCCCCAAAAAUAUUUGGCAAACCUGGAAAAUACCUUUAGAAGAUCCUAAAUUCCCUCAUGAUUAUCGACUGUAUCAAGGUACUUGGGAUACCGAUAAUCCUGACUAUAAACAUUAUAUCAUCGCUGAUAAUGUUUGUGAAGAAUUAAUUCAACAAUUAUAUUCAACCAUCCCUGAUGUUGCAAAAGCGUAUCGUAUCAUGCCUAAAAGUAUCUUAAAAGCUGAUUUCUUUAGAUAUUUGAUCUUAUACGCUAGAGGUGGGGUUUAUAGUGAUAUCGAUACCGUUAGUCUUAAACCAAUCGAUACUUGGGCAUCUUUACAAGAUACAUAUAAUGAAAAGCCAUUGAAUGCAGGUUUGGUGGUGGGAAUUGAAGCAGAUCCUGAUAGACCUGAUUGGGCAGAUUGGUAUGCUCGUAGAAUUCAAUUCUGUCAAUGGACUAUUCAAGCUAAACGAGGCCAUCCUAUGUUAAGAGAAUUAAUUGCAAAGAUUACUGAUAUAACUUUGACUAGAGAUCGUAAAGGACAAUUGAAAAAAAUAUUAGGUAAAGAUCAAGGAGGGGAUAUUAUGAAUUGGACUGGACCUGCUAUAUUCACUGAUUCUAUAUUUGAAUAUCUUAAUAAUAUCUUGGGCUCGGCUUAUGAUAAUACCAAUAAUGCUAAAAAUAAAAAUAGUAAAAGUCAAAUUGUGGAUUGGAAAUUAUUUACUGGAAUGCAACUGCCAAUUGCUAUAGAUGAUGUAUUAAUAUUGCCUAUUACUUCAUUCAGUCCUGAUGUCGAUCAAAUGGGAGCCCAAUCUCAUGAACAUCCAAUGGCGUAUGCUAAACAUAUGUUCUCUGGAAGUUGGAAAAAAGAUUCUGCAAAUAAGCCAGAAAAGUAA
Messenger RNA from Scheffersomyces coipomensis, 1152 nucleotides. RefSeq names its product Och1p (gene OCH1). The record is from RefSeq and is a predicted model, not a curated record. The transcript has a single exon. Gene Ontology annotation, molecular function: alpha-1,6-mannosyltransferase activity. Gene Ontology annotation, cellular component: mannan polymerase complex. Bases 1 to 1152 code for a protein of 383 amino acids. NCBI's taxonomy places the organism in Eukaryota, Fungi, Ascomycota, Pichiomycetes, Serinales, Debaryomycetaceae. Gene Ontology annotation, biological process: protein N-linked glycosylation.